AUGUCGGACGGUACAAAUGGUCCAGUCAUCAUAAAUGGCAUCAAACCUGAUGACUCUGCCAAGCCCCCGGCACGUUUGGAAGUUCGUGACAUGAUAAAGAAUCAGCCAGAUCAGUGGAACCUAUAUCUCUUGGGUCUAGAGAGGUUCCAAAACUCCGUGGCCGAGAAUGCACCGCUUUCAUACUUUCAGAUCUCAGGAAUUCAUGGCUUCCCAUACACGAAAUGGCCAGACAGAGACUGGAAUACUAUGAAGCCCGUUAGCGGAUCUCGUGGGUUCGGUGGCUUCUGUACACACAGUUCCAUUUUGUUUCUCCCUUGGCACCGCCCUUACCUUGCCUUGUUUGAAGCUGAAUUAUACAAACACGUUAAUGCUGUAGCCAACAGCUUCAGUGACGCUGAACGAAAGGCCGACUAUGUCAAGGCAGCAAAGACGUUCCGCAUGCCCUACUGGGAUUGGGCCCGACCAGAUCUUCCCGUCUUCCCAGCAGAGGCAGGUAUCGAUGCCAACAACCAGGUCGCCAGGCCCAAGACCUCUGCAGAGGCCCCCAUCAAGCCAAACCCCCUGGCGUCAUAUACAUUCAGGGAGUCUGCCAGUGAUGACAACAUCAAUUGGUUCCCGGAUGUCAACGCGACUGUGCGUUUCCCUUCUCAGGGAUCUGACACCCCUGACGAACAAGCAAUGAAGCAGCAGCUGUCUGCAUUCUUCCAAGGCCAACAGUCUUCACCAAAAGGCCGAAAUCUUACGGAACGUGUCCUGUACAUUCUCCAGUCCUACACCAACUUUGGAGCGGCGUCCAACAACCGUUUCGACAGCCAGUCCAUCACGCCCGGGUUCGAGGGCUGGGGUAGCAUCGAGGAUAUUCACAAUGCCAUUCACAACUACGUCGGCGGCGGCGGGCAAAUGGCGUCGCCGCCCGUCGCGGCGUUUGAUCCCAUCUUCUGGCUGCACCACACCAACGUCGACCGCCUCUUUGCCAUUUGGCAGGCGCUGCACGACGACCCGGGCAACACGGCGACCUACGUGACGCCCCGGCCGGCCGCCGAGGGCAACUUUUACACCCGCGCCGGCAGCACCGAGUCGGCGGCCACGCCGCUGAUGCCGUUUGUCGAGUUCCCCGGCGGCAGCCCCACGAGCGGCGGGACCUUUUGGACUUCCGAGGGCGUCCGGUCCACCAAGACGUUUGGCUACGUCUACCCCGAGACGCAGGACUGGCUGUUCCCCAGGCGCGAGGAUAUCGCUCAGGAGCUGAGGCGCCUCUACCAGAGCGCCUCGCUGGCCAAUAUUCUGGCGAGCACCGGCGCCGCGUUCGACGCCUCGGUCAAAAAUCUCAAGACCAGGGCCGAGGCCCAUGUCGCUGCUACCGUCAAGGCCCCGGCGAUCGCAAAACCCAGCGCCAGCCCUGAAAUCACCAUCCAGACUGAACAGGUACCGGAACAAGUGCCCGUUGCAGCAACACCACCACCAGCAGCAGCAUCUUCGACACCAUCAAAGCCCCAGGAAGACCGGGACAUCAAGAAGCUCGUCGGCAACGACCACAAAUACCUAGAAUGGCUCGUCAACAUUCGCGCCGAAAAGGCCGAGCUGGACGGCAACUAUGUCGUGCACGUAUUCCUGGGAGACCCCGACGACGCGGCGCCCAUGCUCUACCCGACCAACCACGGGCACGUGGGCGUAGUGGCGACGUUUGGCCAGGACGCUGAUACGGCCUGCGAGAACUGCCAGAAGGGACGCGCCGAGGGUCUGCGCAUCACGGGCCAGGUGCCCCUGACCAUUGCCCUGGCGGAGCGCUACCUCGCGGGCCUGCUCGACAGCCUACGUCCAGAGCACGUGGUGCCGUAUCUGCAGACGCAUCUCCACUGGCGCGUCACGCUGGCCGACGGCCGGCGCCGGUCGCGCGGCGAGCUGAACCAUUUGCUCGUCAGCGUCGUUACCUGCGAGGCCACGGUCCCCGACUCCGCCGACGGCUGGGUUCGCUAUGCCGAUACCGUGGUCCCCCGGCCCGAGGCCACGACGAAUCGCACUGGUGGUGGACGGGGAAGUGGUACGGGCUACGUGGGUGGUGGGGUUGCGCAGUAA
Messenger RNA from Pestalotiopsis fici W106-1, 2076 nucleotides. RefSeq lists its product as uncharacterized. Gene Ontology annotation, molecular function: oxidoreductase activity. The transcript has 5 exons. Lineage: Eukaryota; Fungi; Ascomycota; Sordariomycetes; Amphisphaeriales; Sporocadaceae. The coding region runs from base 1 to 2076 and encodes 691 amino acids. The record is from RefSeq and is a predicted model, not a curated record.